Messenger RNA from Apis florea (little honeybee), 6763 nucleotides. It is a transcript of the gene numb, whose product is annotated as NUMB endocytic adaptor protein. Lineage: Eukaryota; Metazoa; Arthropoda; Insecta; Hymenoptera; Apidae. The record is from RefSeq and is a predicted model, not a curated record. Gene Ontology annotation, cellular component: cytoplasm.
UUUGAACUACGGCAUUCGCGUCCCGAGUGUUUCAGGGGGGGGUUCUUGCACGUCUCUAAUACGUGGUGGAUCGUAAGUACGUGUGUACCUUCGUCUCGUCGAGCUUUUCCGUUACUUUGUGUUAUUCAGUGAAAGUGAAAUAAAAUUCGAAUUUCCGUGUCGAAUUUCCACGAUAAUAAACAAUAAUAAACAAAGUGAUGUCUAAACAUUGAUAAUACACCAUCGUGUUUCUCUUUUUUUUUCCCCUAACUGAUAAAUGGUGUUCUAACUGUCGAAAGCUAUACGUAAAUCGUGAUAUCUCCACCAGGUGGCAUGAAAGUUCCUUAAACGGAAAACAGUCGUUUUAUUUAAACAUUUUCAACAAGUUCUUUUGUUUUAUGUGUUCUAAUAUUUUCGUAAUCGAAUUAUUGCAAAGUUUUAUUCGUCACGAUAAAGGAUAUUUCAAAUGAUGAAUUUAGAGGUUGAAUCAUCGAUAUUCAAGGAAUAUUUUUUGAUAAAUAUGAUAAAAUUAAUAUGAAAGUAAAUGAAAGUGCUGUGAUUGAGAUGAUGCUCGAUUCACCGAUGCGACAGAUCAAACGUACAUUGCAGUUCCGGUGGGGUCACCGGAAAUAGCAAAGCGUGACGGCGGCAGUUCUAACGGAAAAACGUGGGAAUUUGUAUCGUACCUCUUCACCUCAUUGUCAGUCGCAUCAUUAAUUGGCGUGUUUUAAACAAGCUACGCAAUAAUCGCGUUAAACAUUCGCGUAACGGAUAAAUCUUUCUUCUCGUGCUUCAAAUUAUAUAAAUGAAACGUAACUAUAAAUGUAUAAAUGAUAACUCAUCUUCGGCGAUAAAAGAAGAAACAAUAGGUGAUGGCAGAAUAUUUAUCGAAACUUUAAUCAAUGCGUGAAAGGAGGUCGAGGAUAAUCGAGUUAAAUAAUUCACGAACGAUUCUCUCCUUUUCAAACACGAUUUUUCAAUGACAAAUCGAUUUGCAAUCGAAAAAUAAAAAUACGUCACGGGGAAUCCGUUUCCUUCCGAACACUCGUCAAAUUAACGUCGAUCGAUCAAACUCGUGCAUAUUCGAUUGGAAAGAAAUGAAAUUGCAUUCGAGUAACGGCUUCCUGGCGACGCGAUUGAAAGGUUUUUCGUUCACAGAACGGUCGUUUAAUUCGUCAAGUCUGAUUGUAUCCGAUCAUUAACUAUUUAACGAUCGAAUGAAAUUGCCACAUUAUCAUCCUUCAAAAGCUACUCAAGAACAUCUCUCUCAUAAGAAACUCGACCGGCUUUAAUUAAAACAAGUAUAUACACGGAAACAAACGAAACAACUCGUUUUUGUUACAAAGAUAGGGAAGCGUGUUGAUUCAGUGGAAUGCUCUUGAGGCGAUUCAAAAUUCGUUUUUAUCCUCUCAACCACUUCUUGAAACGUUGCAAAGGAUUAACACGCGACACGAUCGAAACUCACGAAUAAAUAAUCGAGGAAAAAUUCGUCAUCGAUUAAAAAUAACGAGAGAGAUACUCGUCCUAUACCGGAUGAUUAUUGGAAAGCAAAAGCGACGAGUAUAUCGCGCGAAUAGCGAACGAGCAACAGGAUACAGUUGCUCCCUCCACUGGACGUAAGGUAGGCCAGACAACAGAGACGGAUAGCAUGAAACGGAGAGAGAGUAGCUGAGGGAUCCCACUCUAGGUAGAGUUCAUGACGUCAACCUUCGGGGCCAAGUCGCACGACCAGUUUGAACUGCUAGCUCGCCGUAAGAAGGGAAAGAAGAGGAAGAAGAGGCGACACUGGUCUCUCGAACUGUUCCUCGAUCGGUCCUGAUAUGUGUACAUUUUUACCGGCCGGCACUCGUACCGCCGCCAUGCGUAUCCAAACUGUUCUCUCGUCUGGUCGUCUGUCAUACAUCGGUGGAUAGGUUUGUCUACAUAUAUAAAGAUUCUUCGAUUGAGGUUAAUUAAACUUGUGAUCAAACAGUGUGUCAAAUAAGAGAAGGUAAACGGGUUCGUUUAUUGAGAUUGAUGGAUCGAUAAGAGUGACGGAAUACGACAAAGAAUAGAAAAAAGAGCGUAGUGUCGUGAAGACCAGUCAAUAUAAUCGCACCUGGUGCUAGUGAUAAGUAGCGUGCACGGAAGCGAAUGCAAGUCGUGCAGUGGAGACUCGCGAUGGAACUCGGUUGUUCGGUGACAAUACCUUGGUCGAUCGAGAAGCCCGCACAGUUAUCCGCCUUCUCAGUGCUGAACCUUAGCUUGGACAUAACGAUAUCUUAUCAAAUCGCGCGAAUUCGUGAUAUCGAAUAGAGGCCAAAAAAAAAUACGUGCACGAAUUAGUAUAAUUACGAGAUCGGUAAACAGAUUGUGACAGUGAUAUAUGUUCUGUGAAAAUCUAACGAAAGAAAUAAGAAAAUGAUAUAAUAAGGCAGACAAAUGUUAUGAAUUGGAAAGUUAUAUUCUGAGGAUUAAAACGAGGGAUCGAAGGAAGGAACAUUUGAACGAAGGGAAAUAGCAAAGUACACGGACGUUCGAUGAUAUCGUGUAUGGUGCAACGAGGAAAACAACGAACGACGAAGCCGUUGUGUUUGGAUACUUGACGCGGUCGCUACUGCGCGUCGUGAAAACAUCGACGCCAGAAGAGAAAUGGGAAACCACCCGUCCGCCCACCAACCGCUCGAGAGAGCUACCAACCAUGCUGGAAAUGGUCUUCGCCUCUCGAAGCGAGAGAGGUCACCGGGAAAAAGAAUGGACCGACUUCGACGAAGUUUUCGCGAUAGCUUUCGACGGCGGAAAGAUCCUCACGUACCGGAAUCGAGUAAACCGCAUCAAUGGCAGGCGGACGAAACGGCUGUCCGUUCGGCAACAUGCGCUUUCCAUGUCAAGUACCUGGGAUGUGUUGAGGUGUUCGAGUCGAGGGGUAUGCAAGUGUGCGAGGAAGCUCUAAAAGUACUUAGGAACUCGAGGCGGCGGCCGGUACGCGCGGUGCUGCACGUAUCAGGAGACGGUUUGCGGGUGGUUGAAGAUGAGACAAAAGGGCUGAUCGUCGAUCAGACGAUAGAGAAAGUUUCCUUUUGUGCUCCGGAUCGAAAUCACGAGAAGGGGUUCAGUUACAUCUGUAGAGACGGCACGACCAGACGGUGGAUGUGCCAUGGAUUUUUGGCAUUGAAAGAAUCGGGAGAACGUUUGAGUCAUGCAGUGGGAUGUGCUUUUGCUGCGUGUCUGGAAAGAAAGCAACGAAGGGACAAGGAAUGCGGUGUCACGAUGACGUUCGAUUCGAAAACUUCAACCUUCACGAGGAGCGGCAGUUUCAGGCAGCCAUCUUUAACCGAGCGAUUGCAGGAUUCGCGCGAACGCGCCGUAGAUGUACCUCCUAUGAAACAAGUCUACAAUCCUUUUGCGAUAGAGAGACCACACGCCACCCCGUCGAUGCUCGAAAGACAAGGUUCCUUCCGGGGUUUCACUCAAUUGAACCAAGCAUCACCGUUCAAAAGGCAGCUUAGUUUACGGAUUAACGAUCUUCCUAGCAAUCUUGAACGCACACGUAGCCAUAGCCUUGAGCCGACGGAUUUGUCACGGAUGCCAUCUGCCAUGUCUCACAUCGUACCUCUGAAGCCACCAGAAUUCGAAGGAUAUGACGAAGUUAGUCCAAUACCAGAAAUAUCACCCGGGGGUCAAGAUAGCGUUUCAGCGAUGUGUCAGCAGCUUUCACAAGGGCUUUCUCUUCUUUCAAGGACCGACGACUUCGGACCAAUCUCUACGCAAAGCAGUACAAGCUCUGUGGCUAAACAGCUCUUCACCAGUACCACCGCUAAUAAUACUCCACCAGUGACGAGUAGCAACUCGUUGGAUGAAUUGAAAUUGCAAAACGGUCCAAGUUUGAACAACAACAACAAUAACAACAACAACGACAAGAACGACGAUCUCAGUAAUCUGAAUCACGUUGGACCCAGUUGGCAAGAAGCUCCGUCACCCGUUUUGGCUUCGAAUCACAGGCUUACACCAAUCUUGAAUAAAACCAGCAAUCUCAGUCCCAUCCUUCCAAGAACGAACGCGCCUACACCGAUAGUUAUGAGCACCCCCGCACCCAACACCACUGUCAGUGUGUUUGGAACACCAGCCUCGGCCAGUCCAGCCUUCAGCACAGCGUCCACGUCCUCCUUAGGAAAUGCGCCCACACCGGCUAUGAACAGGUCGCCGAUACCAGUGACUUCAGUGAUGACUCCCAAGACCAGCUCACCGACCACCAGUAUGGCAUCCGUCUCACCGGCUCUAUCUGGAAAGAUUUCUAACGAUGUUAGCCAAAUUAACCAAACCCCAGUGGCAAAUACUAUCACCACACCAGCGGUCCAAUCAGUUUCAACAACAGCCGCAUUGCCAAAGCCGGAGCAAUGGUUGGGCAGUAUAACCAGCUCGGUACCACCUUCAGUGCAAUCUCCUUCGCAAGGACAAAUAAGUCCUCGACGAGCACCACCUCUUCACGCGAGGGCGCUCUCCCUCGGUUCAGCCGCCAUGAAUCAGGGGAGCAGAACCGGCCCUUCGGAUCCAUUCGACGCGGAAUGGGCGGAAAUAGCGGCGAGGAAUCUGCGACAAUCGAGCACCACAAACCCGUUCAUAAUGCCAAACGCGACCCAAGCAUUCCAGGUGCAAUUGUAGCGCCAGGAGUUUGUCAAUAGCGUGGCCAAGUACUUCCGUUCGAACACAUAGUGACGACUCCACGUCCGUUCGCGCUUCGACCUCUCGAAUAACCGGAAGUAUUACACGUGAACCGCGUUAAUCUUGAUGGAAUCGCGUGGUUUCGAACGAAUAAUUCUCCACUGAGGAGAUUCCGAAUGAUUGGUCACGGUAAAGAGCCAUGUGAUGAAAAGGGACCUCCAGGAAAAGCGAGGGACGGAGGUAUCGAUCUCGAAGAGAUGUGUUUAGUAGCAAUGAUUGAUAUAGAAGUAAAUCAGCACAAAACACGUACCCGUUGUUUCUAGAUAUUAGUAGAUUACGCACACACAGCCUCAAUAACCUCGAAUUGGGAUACGAGAAGAGUGAGAGGAAGUAUGAAAUUUGAAAUAAAGAAGAAAAAAAAAAAAAAAAAAGAAAAAUGCUUUCUUGGGACCACGCGUUCAAUCGCGUUGGUGAACGUGGAUUAUUUAAUUAAGUGACCCACACGGUCGAUCGAUCGGCCAAGCCGCACGAUUUACUUUAGAUGUCGUCGCACUUUAUCUGCGGAGAAAAUUAGAUAACGUCGUUGAUAUCGAUAACAUACCUAAAUGUCUAUCGUGAGAUUACUUAAUUAAACGAGGUGUACAAUAAUCUUGAGUAGUUUAGGCUAAAAAACGAUUACCGUUCAUUCUGCAUGAUGAACAAAAUUUCCACGCACCCAAGAUUAUGCUGCACCAAUCAGAUGUUUCGUCGAAAAUAAUAAGAAAAAAAAAAAAGAAGAGAAAAAUACAAAAAAAUAAGAUACGAGAAAUAAUAUGAAAAUAACGAUGCUAGUAGCUUAGUUCGAAUGCAAAUCCACGUGAUAAACGUGGCUCGAUAAAAACAAUUAUUAUUAUCUACAGAUAGUUAUUUUUCUUUUCAAACGGCCAACAACCGAAAAAUGUGUAAAUGAGAAAUUCUGUCGUAUUUACCCGGCUCGAAAUAUUAAGAAUUGUCAAGUUUUAUUAACGAGCAAGAGAAAACUUGGAUAACAAAAUAAAGACAGAAAUUAAAAAAGAAAAAAAUCAUGAUCGAAUAAAUUGAUUGAUACAUUGGAUUGAUACUGGCGCAAUUGAACACCAAAAUAACGGACUGUGAUACAUAUAGAAAAAUGGCCAGUACUUAAAUGCAAAGAAUCAGACUGUCAUAAAUUUUGCUCAAAAGUUUCUUCAUCUGAAAUGAGAGAAAAAACGAUUACGAGCUUGGGUAGCGCAGAGUCUAUUGUUCCCUGGCCAACAGAAUUAAUCACACAAAUCCUAAACACACGCGUAUACAACUUAGGAUACUUAAGAGCAAAAAUUAGAUGUUAAAAAAGUUUUUAGAAUCAGUACGUUCCACGCUAUUGUUGUCUAAUAUCGUACAUACGAGCGGGUUAAGCAUUCAUUGUAAAAGAUUGUUUUGAAAUUUGAGAAAAUGUAUUGAGGUGUGUUAGGUGUAGAUGAACGAUACGACAUUGUGGUUUUGCAGCAGUGGUGUUGUGUUGUUCGAUAGCUUUAUAUAUUUAAAUAGCGUUGUAUAGUCAAAUACAUUGCGCUAUUUAGAUUUGAUGUGAUUCGAUACUUUUAUAUGUCCAAUGUCAGAAUCCUAUUAUUGUAAUUUUAUUGAAUUAUUGGAAUAUGUAAAUCUGUCGAAUUGCAUAAUGAUAUUAGUGCAACAUUAUAAAGAUAUUGAAUCGUAUAUUGUCACCGCUGAAAAAUCGUAAAACGUAUUAUACAUUUACAUCAAGCAUUACAAAUAUUGUCUGCAGAUUUGCCUGCACAUAGAUUUUUAAAUACCUGCAGAAAAAUAUAGCACGAAAUAUUAUAAUAGUAUACGAUAUAUGAUAUAACAAUUUAUGUAAUACUAGUGGAAGAGAUAUAUAUAGAUUAAAUAAGUCAUACAAUCAUAAUUUAAAUUGUUUUGACUUUCAAAAUAUAUAAAUUAUGAAUUUGGUGAAUUUAUAUUCAUCUCAUUAUAUCUCUUUCACUAAUUUCAUAAUUAUUUGUAAAUAAUUUAUGCGAACUAUUUGCAGACAGUGUUUGUAAAUCUAUGCCUUUAGAUGAAAAAUGGCUCGCGCACACGUAAUAGGGUACAUAAAGGUGCUUCCGCUUGAAAUAAGACCAAAAAA